AUGCUGACAAUGGAUGUGCGAGAGCAUCGAGCGCUCAGAGACCCCUCCCAUCAACAUUUCGACGUCACCAUAAUUCUGUCUGCAGAACAGGCCAUCACUGGAGACUUUUUGAUGAACUCCUUCCGGCGUAAUGGAAAACCCUCUUCUUGUGAGCCCUGUCGGUUGAACAAAACAAAAUGCGAUCAUGCUGUUCCAAAGUGCGAUCGUUGCGUUCAACGAGGCAAUCAAAGAGAGCGUCUAAAUACUUCACGGCCAGCGAAGAGGAAGAGGGUCUCUGUUUCUAUAUCUGAUGCCUUUGAUCGAGAUCCUUCUUUGCAGAAAGGGAGAUUGGAUGAUGCGGUUUCCGCUGACAUUUAUCGUGCUGGCUAUUUGGGUCCUACUUCCUACGAGAUCAACUUGCCAGACUAUGAUUCCUCAUUGCCCGCCAACAAUCGAGAAGCUUCGGCAGAGCCUGACAUUGAUCUGGAGAUGUCACACCAGCACCCAUUGAAUAAACCCAUACGUAUGCAGAUGGGUACUGAUGUUUUGAAGACGUUUCGAUACUAUCCAAUCAUCCGAGAGUUGAUAAUGUGGUACUCGUUGCAUUGCCAAGCAGGGACGGUUCCCUUGCCGUUCUCGGUCGGGAUCAUUGAUGGCCUUCAACCUAUAGUGGAUCGCUACAAUCUUGCACAAUCAGCCCCAAGUCCUCAAUUGGUCGGGCUGGUCCUGAAAAACAGCAGCAAACCGUUGGAGAUACCGGUCACGAUGAAGUCGCGCGAUUUGCAUGAGUUAUGCUCAGGCGAGAAUCUGCGAUUAGAUGCCAUUGGAUUCGUGCUUGCUACGGCUGGUAGAGCUCUUGCAUUCGGAUCUUGCACUCACCUAAUCAAUGAGCAAACCCAUCCUGGAUUGAGAUCGAAAAUUGUCGACGAACUGCUAAGGGCCUCAACCUUGUGUAUAACCUUGUGUUCGUUGAUUACCCCCAUAAACGACGUUUUGACGUGGAUGCUGCUUGAUAAUUAUCAUUUGACGAUCAUGGUGUGUGGGUUUUCUGGGCCGCCUUCCUGGAGGAGAAUCGGGGAGCUUGUUAACCAGAUAUAUGCUAUGGGACUCAAUAGAGAAUCUAAUGCACCGGACGUGCCGUCGUGGCUAUUGGAGACUCGACGGAGACUCUGUUGCGGAACAUACAUGCUAGAUAAAACAAUCUCAACAUUCCUCGGGAGACCCAUCGGGAUGAGUAAAAGACAUAUUAACAUACAGAUGCCCCUGGACCUAUCCGAUGAAACGCUGAUGGCAGACGAUGGCACGUACACCAGCGCUGUACAGUCUCUGGAUGAGAAUGGGUGGGCUCGAGACCAGUAUAACCGCGCCUCGUGGGCGCGUAUGCGCUACAUUUCGAGUCAAUUUCUCGAGGAAAUCUUGGAUUUUACGUUCGUGAAAGUUGACAAGAACGCCGAAGAACAACUCCUGAAUAUCUCGAAUCGAAUUCAUGAGUCGUGGGAAGCAUUCCCAGCACAUUUGCGAUACUGGUCCACUUGCUGGGACGAAGGCGUUCUCCCUUCCGUAUGCCUCAUGUUGGUUGUCGUACACCAGACUCACUUCUACAACGAGUUCAUGAUUCGCCGUUUGUUGGCGCAAAAAGAAACCAUCACGUCCAACCUGGAGCUUCUUCGUGUAUCUAUCACUCUACUUACCAACACACUUACUCUCGGGAGACUGCGAGAUCGCAAUUACGACGUGCACAAAGAUUUCAUGCUGCAACUCAUCCUAUUCGGAAUCCCCAGUGCAAGCGUCCUGGCUACCGCCUUACAGGAACAGCAGCGAACGAAUCAUGCCUUUCCGCCUUCCAUAUCACGCGCCAAAAUAAUACGAAAAAUAAGCGUGCUGAUCUCGCAUCUGGAUGUCGCCGUGCACAUGGAUAGUGCGCGACCUGGCGAAGCCAAUUAUAAUCUAUGUAGGAAGGCAUGCAAAGCGUUUACCCGUGUAAUAGAUAACAUCCUGGACCCGAAGAUGGGGAGUGAGACGGGAAUCACACCAACGAGUGCGGAUAUCGAGUUUGAUAUUGGACUUGAUCUCGAUACUUUUGCAGCACCAGGAUUGGAUGCUUUUGAGGGGAUAGACUACGCUGCGGCGGCCAUGGGGGAAGAUGGAAUCAAUUGGGGAGCCGUAUCACAGUGGACGCUAUAG
Molecule: messenger RNA, 2163 nt
Organism: Periconia digitata
Lineage: Eukaryota; Fungi; Ascomycota; Dothideomycetes; Pleosporales; Periconiaceae
Source: the annotation of a GenBank genome assembly